Messenger RNA from Numida meleagris (helmeted guineafowl), 1413 nucleotides. It is a transcript of the gene TSPAN19, whose product is annotated as tetraspanin 19. The record is from RefSeq and is a predicted model, not a curated record. NCBI's taxonomy places the organism in Eukaryota, Metazoa, Chordata, Aves, Galliformes, Numididae. The coding region runs from base 418 to 1173 and encodes 251 amino acids. Gene Ontology annotation, cellular component: membrane. The transcript is spliced from 10 exons.
CAGGGAGAGUGCAAACGGUAUGGGUUUAACAAUCUAAUUUUUCACAGAAUCAUGCAACCAGUAAACGUCUCGGUAUGGUUGUGUUAAGAAAAUAUGUUCAAGUACUGAGGUAAAUGCAGGCUUGGUACUCAUUUUUUAAUGCGAAAUACACUGUCGUCAUGGUGACGGAAUCACAAGGCACCGUGUAAACAGCUUUGCCAGUAAAAAAAGAAGUUUCUGUCUGCAUGCCUUCUGUAACCAGGAAGUCAGGGAUGGUCAACAGAAGUAUAAAGGUAGUUAGGAUGCACAUCAGGAAGAAACACAUCAUUAUGAGAUUGUAUUCUCUCAGCUUGUAUCACCAAUCCAGGCAGACUGGAAUGCUGGAGUACGUUUACAGAAGAUACAAGACAGCUGCAAUUCAAAACAGAAAACAGAAGAAUGAAAAUAAGAGAUAAAUUAUUAAUGUGGAAAAUAACCUUGACUGUCUUCAAUGGAAUUUUCUUGGCGCUGGGUGUUAUGCUUUUGACGUUUGGUUUGUGGCUUUUAUUUGACAGAAACAAUUUAUUUGGUGUGUUAUUUUCUUCAGGUGAGAACCAACUAGUGGCAAGUAUUUCUUUUAUGUUACUUGGAAUUGGAUCUCUUAUUAUUUUUACAUCAGCCGUGGGAUUCCUUGGAAAUGUUAAGGAAAUCAGAUGCCUACUAGUUACAUAUGUGUGUUUUCAAGUCCUGGUGUUUUUCACGCAGAUUACCAUAUCAGUGCUGAUAUUUCUGAAGAAAGAAGUGGUCUACCAUCAAUGGAACAACAGAAUUGAUGAAGUUAUUUCUGAAUAUGGGAAUAAGAGUCUGGCUGAGAAGGAGCCUGUGUGGAAUAUUCUGAACGCUGUGCAGCAAAAUAUGGAAUGCUGUGGAAGAUACAAUGUCACACAGUGGGAAAAGAAUAAAAACAAGGAAAACAGUACUCAGAUCCCAUGUUCGUGCACAAAAUCUAAUCUGAAGAAAUGGUUUUGUGAUAUUCCAAGGAAUUCAACAUAUAGUAUGGGCUGUGAAGAAUAUUUAGAUACGUGGUUUGAAAAUAAUGUUCUGAUCUUAAACGGAAUUAGUAUAAUCCUGCUAAUUACACAGGUAUUUGUGAUCACAUUAACCAUGAAGCUAUUUAUGAACAUCAGAAAGAAUAGUAUUUGGCCAAAUGAAUGAUGAAUUCCUCUGGGCGUUGCUGUUCAAGAAGAUCUGCUCCAUUCCUGUGACAAUAAACAAAAUUUCACAUUGCUCUGUAUGUAUUGUAAUUACCAGUAUAUUAACAUUUGGGCUUUAAUAUGUUUGUUUUUUGAUCAUAGAUACAGAUCUAGCAGUAUGCUACAAAACUCUGUUUUAAAGUGUUAAGUACUAUGCCUUUUACUAUAUGGUUAAUAAAACUUCCUUAAAAAUUGUAUAUUA